CCGCAGCGAACUGGUGGGCAGACCCGGAGUCGCCGCGUAAGCGGGGCCGGCUCAGUGCGGUGCGGCAGGCGCGGCUGUGCGGCAGCGGAAGUCCUUUGUUGCAGCACAGUCCCUGGCAGAGCCAGAGCCUCUCCGCGCAGCCCAGCCCGAGCGCCGCGCGCUGCCGCCACUGCAGCUCUCGGCCCCUCUGCCUCCGCCCGCCUUUCCCGUAGCCGAUUUGCCUUAAACUCCCUAAAAUCUCCGCAGCCCCUGUUCCUGCUGCGGCCGGUCUCUAAUUAAUAGAAGAUGGCAAAGCCCAGCCACAGCAGCUACGUCCUUCAGCAGCUCAACAACCAAAGGGAAUGGGGUUUCCUCUGUGACUGUUGUAUUGCAAUUGAUGACAUUUACUUUCAAGCACACAAAGCAGUUCUAGCUGCCUGUAGCUCCUACUUUAGAAUGUUUUUCAUGAAUCAUCAGCAUAGUACUGCACAGCUGAAUCUCAGCAACAUGAAAAUUAGUGCCGAGUGUUUUGAUCUCAUUUUGCAGUUUAUGUAUUUAGGAAAAAUUAUGACAGCUCCUUCCAGUUUUGAGCAGUUUAAAGUGGCAAUGAACUACCUACAGCUGUACAAUGUUCCUGACUGUUUAGAAGACAUACAGGAUGCAGAUUGUUCUAGUUCAAAAUGUUCAUCUUCUGCUUCUAGCAACCAGAACAGCAAAAUGAUAUUUGGGGUAAGAAUGUAUGAAGACACUGUGGCUAGAAAUGGCAGUGAAGCCAAUAGAUGGUGUGCAGAGCCAAGUUCAACAGUAAAUACACCACAUAAUAGAGAGCCUGAUGAAGAGUCUUUGCAAUUAGGUAAUUUUCCUGAACCAUUAUUUGAUGUAUGUAAAAAGAGUUCUGUGUCCAAAUUAUCUACUCCGAAAGAACGUGUCUCACGACGCUUUGGACGGAGUUUUACCUGUGAUAGUUGCGGAUUUGGCUUUAGCUGUGAGAAAUUACUAGAUGAGCAUGUGCUAACCUGUACUAACCGACAUUCAUACCAAAAUACAAGAUCCUACCACAGAAUAGUGGAUAUCAGAGAUGGAAAAGACAGUAAUAUCAAAGCUGAAUUUGUUGAAAAGGAUUCUUCUAAAACAUUUUCUGCACAGAUGGACAAAUACAGAGGAGACACAAGCCAGGCUGCUGACGACUCAACUUCAACCACUGGAAGCAGAAAAAGUAGCACAGUGGAGUCUGAACUAGCCAGUGAGGAAAAAAGCAGAGCUGCUGAGAGGAAAAGAAUCAUUAUCAAGAUGGAACCAGAAGAUAUCCCUACAGAUGAACUGAAAGACUUUAACAUUAUUAAAGUUACUGAUAAAGACUGUAAUGAGUCCACUGACAAUGAUGAAUUAGAAGAUGAACCUGAAGAGCCGUUUUAUAGAUACUAUGUUGAAGAAGAUGUCAGUAUUAAAAAAAGUGGGAGGAAAGCUCUAAAACCUCGGAUGUCAAUAAACACUGAUGAGAGAGGUGGUUUAGAAAAUAUGAGGCCCCCUAACAACAGCAGUCCAGUACAAGAGGAUACUGAAAACGCAUCCUGUGAGUUGUGUGGACUCACGAUAACUGAGGAGGACCUGUCAUCUCAUUACUUAGCCAAACACAUCGAAAAUAUCUGUGCAUGUGGCAAAUGUGGACAAAUACUUGUGAAGGGUAGACAGCUUCAGGAACAUGCCCAGAGAUGUGGAGAGCCCCAAGACCUGACAAUGAACGGGUUAGGAAGUACUGAGGAGAAAAUGGACAUGGAAGAGAAUCCUGACGAACAGUCUGAAAUCAGAGAUAUGUUUGUUGAAAUGUUGGAUGAUUUUAGGGACAAUCAUUUCCAGAUAAACAAUAUCCAAAAAAAGCAGUUAUUUAAACAUUCUGCCUGUCCUUUUCGAUGUGUUAGUUGUGGCCAGCGUUUUGAAACUGAAAAUCUAGUGGUUGAACAUAUGUCUAGCUGCCUAGACCAAGACAUGUUCAAGAGUGCCAUCAUGGAAGAGAAUGAAAGGGAUCACAGACGAAAGCAUUUUUGUAAUCUGUGUGGGAAAGGAUUUUAUCAGCGGUGUCACUUAAGAGAACACUAUACUGUUCACACCAAGGAAAAACAGUUUGUUUGUCAGACAUGUGGAAAGCAGUUUUUAAGGGAACGUCAGUUGCGACUCCACAAUGAUAUGCACAAAGGCAUGGCCAGGUAUGUCUGUUCCAUUUGUGAUCAAGGCAACUUCAGAAAACAUGACCAUGUACGGCAUAUGAUUUCUCAUUUAUCUGCUGGUGAGACUAUAUGCCAGGUCUGCUUUCAGAUAUUCCCAAAUAAUGAACAGUUGGAACAGCACAUGGAUGUUCACCUGUAUACAUGUGGAAUAUGUGGAGCAAAAUUUAAUUUGAGGAAAGAUAUGAGAUCACAUUAUAAUGCCAAGCAUUUGAAAAGAACAUAAGUGAUUUUCUACUGUAUAAUGUUUAGCUGAUAGGAGACAAAACACCAAAGCAAAGGAUAUGAGCUAUUUAGAAAAUGAAUUUAUAAGAUGAAUUGUUGAAAAAAAUUUUAAGGCCCUUUACCUUUAAUAUUUUUGUUUAGGAUCUUAAGUAUCUACAUUUUAGGUGUUAUUAAAUGUUUAUCAUUUUUGUUAUUUUUAAUAGAAUUCUUUGUUUAUAGUUUGUUUUAGCUAUGAUUAAAAUUACUUUUAAAUGUAGACUACAAGUGGUUGUUACCCCUUCAGUGACUAUUAAAGUUUAGUUUUUUAUCAAUAAGGUGAUGACUUCACUAUUUUUAUGUGUUUUUUUUUUUUUUCUAAGGUUACCCUGUGAAAUUUUAAACCCAACAUCAUUGGCCAUUCCUGUUUAAA
Balaenoptera musculus (blue whale) is the source of this 2835-nucleotide messenger RNA. RefSeq names its product zinc finger and BTB domain containing 1 (gene ZBTB1). Gene Ontology annotation, molecular function: protein binding. Gene Ontology annotation, biological process: regulation of immune system process; regulation of cytokine production; negative regulation of transcription by RNA polymerase II. NCBI's taxonomy places the organism in Eukaryota, Metazoa, Chordata, Mammalia, Artiodactyla, Balaenopteridae. The transcript is spliced from 2 exons. The coding region runs from base 286 to 2427 and encodes 713 amino acids. The record is from RefSeq and is a predicted model, not a curated record.